UCUGUAGUAUGUGAUGGGCGGAGGAAGGCAGGGCCCAAAGGCACUGUGGCCAGGAAGUGGCUCGAAUUACAACUUCUUGUGAGUGCGAAGGGGGGGAUUGGGGGAGUGACACCCUCUGGAUGGAAGGAGGAGGGCGGUGUAUAAGACGUAAGAAUGAGAAAAAAAAACCUAAACCUGACAAAAGAGUCUGAGAAGACCGUGCGAAGGCUGUUGGUGGAGGACUGGAAGAAGACGCGUAAAGACGCUUCUCGCUCCGGAGGGAACCGAGAUUUGAUGGAUUUUAUGACAUUCCGCAUCGGACAACUAUCCUCUGCUCCAGUUUCAGCCUCCUUCCACGUCCGUAGCGCCUGCAGACUUUCUGUUUAGUUGACAAGUGUGCACCUCGGGAGCUCCGGGCAUGUUUUGCGCUCUGGAAGGAACUUGGUGACGGGGAGGAAAGUUUCGGAGAAAGUGGGGGACAGCGACAUGGUUUUCUGCCCUGUUUUCGAAGGAUAAGUUGCGUGAACUCGGAUUUCCUUGCAUGGCAUUAGACUGCAGCUGCAAAUCUGGGUUUGGAUAUAUCUGAUGAGAGUCGAUGCCGGCUGAUUGUGGAAUAGUAAGCUGAGAAAAGGCAGCGCCUCGAUUUUUUUCCUCCGUUUUUUAGCUGCAUUGUGGUGUUGGAAACAUUCCUCUCUCUCUGGAUUCAUCUCAUGCCCUCUCCUCCCUUAUCCGUGCAUGUCAAAACAGAGAUCUCCACGAUUUUAGUCCUCUCUGUCCAGGCGACUGGGUGAUUUCCAGAGAGUGACAGGCUGACCCCCACCGCAGCAGUUGAUGGUUGGGCGGACCCCCUCAGAUGGGAUCAGUGUCCAGGGGGAGGUGGUGGAGAAGGGGGGCAUGGGGCGCCCUGUCCCCCUCUGACGGGAUGGCCCUGUGGGUCUGGCUGCUGGCCGCCGUCUUGCUGUCUCUGCUGAGCGUCAGCAUGGCCCGGCCGCCCAUCACCGCCACCAGGGAGGAGGAGACCAACGUGGAACCUGAAGAGGCGUCGAACAAAUACCAAAUUUUUAAGCCCACGUUGUGCUCAGUGCACCCAGGCGAGGUGCUGAAGCUGAGUUGUCCUCUGCCGGUGACGGGGACCAUCACUUGGACCAAAGAUGGCGGCUCUCUGGGCACCAACAACCGCACACUGAUAGAACAGGAGGUGCUGCAGAUUCGUGAUGCCAUGCCCAAGGACUCGGGCUUGUACGCCUGCACCAGCGUGGGCAAAGACACGGUCUGCUUCAUAGUCAAUGUCACAGAUGCAACCUGGUCGGGGGACGAUGAGGACGAUACAGACCGGUCAGAGGACACUUGGGCGGACAGCGUUCAGUUAAGCGCACCAUACUGGACUUCACCAGAAAAGAUGAAGUACAACUUUCACUUGGUGCCAGCUGCCACCACAGUGAAGUUCCGCUGUGCUGCUGGAGGAUAUCCUCAGCCAACACUGCGUUGGCUGAAAAACGGCAGGCCUUUCCGCCAAGAGGACCGCAUGGGAGGAUAUAAAGUAGGGGAAACACUAAUCCACCAAACUGCUAAUACUAAUAUAAUCUCAGCUUCCCUUUUCCCCCUUUUUGCCUUCCAUUCUGUAAUACUUUUGAAGGAGUAA
Molecule: messenger RNA, 1621 nt
Organism: Poecilia reticulata (guppy)
Lineage: Eukaryota; Metazoa; Chordata; Actinopteri; Cyprinodontiformes; Poeciliidae
Source: RefSeq, a predicted model, not a curated record